AUGGCCAUGGCUGCCUUAGCUGGUAAUUUCUAUCAAGACUUUGACAUUAUGUUCGGCGAUCAACGUCUUAAGAUACUCGAGGAAGGAAAACUUGUCACGCUCUCCCUUGACAAGGUUUCUGGCGCUGGUUUCCAGUCCAAAAAUGGAUAUAUAUUUGGAAGGUUUGAUGUGCAAAUGAAGAUGCCACCUGGGAACUCAGCUGGUACUGUCACCACAUUCUAUUUAUCUUCUUCAGGUCCAAAUCAUGAUGAGAUUGACUUGGAGUUUCUGGGCAACUCUACUGGGGAGCCCUACACUCUCCAUACUAAUGUCUAUGCCCAAGGGCAGGGGUCCAAGGAACAACAAUUCCACCUAUGGUUUGAUCCCACAAAGGACUUCCACACCUACUCCGUUGUUUGGAACAGCAAGCGCAUUAUAUUCUUGGUGGAUGGAAGUCCAAUUAGAGUGUUCAACAACUUGGAAUCACUUGGCCUUCCAUUUCCUAAAAAUCAAUCCAUGAAGAUUUAUGCAACUUUCUGGAAUGCUGAUGACUGGGCAACACAAGGUGGGCGUGUGAAGACUGACUGGAGCCAUGCUCCUUUCUCUGCCUCCUACAGAAACUUCAACAUCAAUGCCUGCCUUGGGUCACAAGGAUCACCAUCAUCAUCUUGCUCUACAUCUACCAAUUCCUCAGCAUGGCAGAACCAAGGGCUUAAUGCUGCAGGCCGGAACAGGCUUCGAUGGUUGCAACGCAAGUUCAUGGUCUAUGACUACUGCACUGACCGUCCUAAGUUCCCGAAAGGUCUCCCACGCGAAUGCAAGCAUUCGAGGGUCUAG
Prunus armeniaca (apricot) is the source of this 816-nucleotide messenger RNA. The record is from the annotation of a GenBank genome assembly. Lineage: Eukaryota; Viridiplantae; Streptophyta; Magnoliopsida; Rosales; Rosaceae.